CCUUAUCUUACCCAACCAGAUCCAUGCCAUGCCAUAGAGAAUAUAUGCGCCGGAGAGGCAUUCCCAAGCAACAGCCACUGAUCUGAAAAGAUUCUUUCCACACAGCUUUUGCGAGCUCACAGUGUAGGGAGAAGUGGUUCCUUAAUGACAUGACAAAGUAUCAUUUCAAUCCUUGGAUGCAUCUCUUCUAAAACUAGGUACUAAGACAUGAUUUUGAAUGGAUGCACCAUGACCUCAGCAACCAUGGCCACAAAAACUGCCUCUUUUAAGCCUGUGAUGCCAAAACGGUCAUAUGCAUGCUUUUCUCAUGUACCGAUUUCAGUUAUUUGCCCAAGUGCAAGCAUUAGGAGCUUGUGGGGAGUUGGCCAAGAAAAGAAAGCCUGGCCAUCAAGAGGAGGGAAGGAACUUUAUCUUUCAGCCAGAUCUGCCCCGUUGCUAAGUGGGGACCACGGCAGCCUUGAACAUGCAAUUCCAUUACUACCCAGACGCCAUACAGUGGGGUCCAGGGCGCCAAUAUGUCCUCGAGCAUCCAAGGAUGUCCCUUACAGCUUCCGCUUCCCACCAAUGAUGAAGAAGCCAAGGUGGUGGUGGAGGGCCUUAGCUUGCCUCCCCUAUCUCAUGCCUCUCCACGAGACAUGGAUGUAUGCAGAGACGGCAUACCACCUCCACCCCUUUUUGGAAGACUUUGAAUUCCUCACAUAUCCUUUCCUCGGAGCGAUUGGACGGUUACCGAGCUGGUUCCUCAUGGCCUACUUCUUUGCAGCCUAUCUAGGGGUUGUAAGGAAGAAGGAGUGGCCCCACUUCUUCCGCUUCCAUGUUGUGAUGGGCAUGCUCCUUGAGAUCGCCCUCCAGGUGAUAGGGACAGUCAGCCGAUGGAUGCCGAUUGCUGUCUACUGGGGGAAGAUUGGGAUGCAUUUCUGGACAGCGGUUGCAUUUGCAUAUCUCUUCACGGUGCUUGAGUGCAUGAGAUGUGCACUUGGGGGCAUGUAUGCUGACAUCCCAUUUGUGUGCGACGCCGCCUAUAUUCAGAUUCCAUAUGAUUAAGGGGAGUUCAGGGUAAGAUAGCUCUUGUUUGUUGGGACAGUUUUGAGGAGACUAUCCAUGUUUUUAAGCCUUUGAGAAUGCUCUCAUACACACACAAUGCUACCAUGCAUGUAGCAUUCUCACAUAAAUUUUACUUCUUCUGUUCUAGUUGUAGUUCGAAAACCCGAAAACUCAGACUCAACUCGAUGUUUAAGUCA
Molecule: messenger RNA, 1241 nt
Organism: Magnolia sinica
Lineage: Eukaryota; Viridiplantae; Streptophyta; Magnoliopsida; Magnoliales; Magnoliaceae
Product: protein TIC 20-I, chloroplastic-like
Exons: 3
Coding region: 208-1044 (278 amino acids)
Source: RefSeq, a predicted model, not a curated record